AGUCUACCAUCGUUAUCCUCUCGUUCCGUCGAUAAGGCGCACCAGAAAAUGCCGCCACUCAUCCAUACGAGCUAAAAAAGAAACAGCGACUCCACAGAAAUGAAGACACUAGUUCUGCAAUCUCAGUUCCUUGUUCCAAGACGCACCAAGCUCCCCUACCCAAGAUCCAAUGCCGCCACUUUCAUCCCCUCGAGAAUCAUCACAUCUUGCAGUAAGCACCGCUCCCUACCAUCUCCUUCAUCAUCAUCAUCGGCAUCAGCAUCAGCAUCUUCCGAAUGCAAUUCCAUUUCAAGACCCACAGGAGCCAUCCAGAAGUCCCAGAAUCAGCACUCCCAUCGUGUUUCGCCAGAUGGGUGUUCAAGAAAGGCGGUCUUAGGUGCUGUUUCGAUUGGCGUUGUGCUGGUCCUCAUGGGAUUUGAAGACCACCACAGCAGGGCUCUGGCCUUUGGACCUGAAGGGCCACUUGCAGAGGAGUUCUGGGAAAAUGUCAGGAGAUAUGCGCUCUAUGCCCUCACUGUGAGCACAGGCGCUGUCUACACUAUAUUUCUGCCCAUCUUGGAGCUGCUCAAGAACCCGAUUUCCGCGGUUCUGAUCCUGGUGAUCUUAGGAGGUGGCGUCUUCAUUGUGUACCAGGUGGUGGCCACCAUGGUUGGGGUCAAUGAAUUCUCUUAUGACUAUGCAUAUUAAUUAAUCCAAAGUCUCGAUUUUUUUCUGGAAGAUAGAUUUCUCAAAUGUCUCUUCAUUUUGCUCUCUGCUUUUAUGUCUUUAACGCAUGAACCAUAACAUAGUUCUUGGAAUAGCAGAAGGUUAGCAA
Rhodamnia argentea is the source of this 814-nucleotide messenger RNA. RefSeq lists its product as uncharacterized. Bases 100 to 687 code for a protein of 195 amino acids. The transcript has a single exon. The record is from RefSeq and is a predicted model, not a curated record. NCBI's taxonomy places the organism in Eukaryota, Viridiplantae, Streptophyta, Magnoliopsida, Myrtales, Myrtaceae.